Molecule: messenger RNA, 1164 nt
Organism: Tremella mesenterica DSM 1558
Lineage: Eukaryota; Fungi; Basidiomycota; Tremellomycetes; Tremellales; Tremellaceae
Exons: 7
Coding region: 1-1164 (387 amino acids)
Biological process (GO): pantothenate biosynthetic process
Molecular function (GO): pantoate-beta-alanine ligase activity
Source: RefSeq, a predicted model, not a curated record
AUGGAUGGCAUAGGGUCAGACCGAAUAGACCUCUCGGGGAAGGAAGGAAGUGGCAUCGACGGGAAAGGAUCAAGAGAAAUUCCAAUCUUUAGGACUUUGGAAGCUCUGAGGAAAUGGAGGAACGAUGCGAGGAUUAGAGGUCUGAAAGUUGGCUGUAUACCCACUAUGGGAGCUUUACACGAAGGUCAUCUUAAUCUCAUCAAAACUUCCCUAUCACGACAUCCGUUGACAGUUAUGACCUUGUUUGUCAAUCCCAUGCAGUUUGCACCCUCCGAAGACCUACUUUCUUAUCCACGGACAUUCGAAAGCGAUCUAAAUCUCCUUCAAACGCUUCUUCACACAUCACAGUCCCAUACAACAACAACAGACACCUUCCCAGGACCAGACUAUCCUAAGACCACACCGACAUCCUCACAAUCACUCGGGGCGGAUGCUGGAGAUAUCAAAGAAAGUCCUCUGGUUAUCUUCGCUCCUACCAACGAUGUCAUGUAUCCCCUUCGUGGAGAAUUACAGGAUUUGCGAAGAUAUAAGGGGGUGACGGUAGAUAUGAAAGGUUGGGGAGAUGUUAUGGAAGGGGUUUCUAGGCCACAGUUCUUCACUGGCGUCGCCACGAUCUGUACAAAGUUGUUCAAUGCCGUCGAGCCGGACCAUGCGUAUUUCGGGCAAAAGGAUAUCCAGCAGGCACUUUUACUCCGCGUCCUCCUCACCGACUUACUCGUCUCUCAUCCCUCACCUCACAACCUUCACAUCUUACCGACGACCCGUGAUCCCAUCGACCACCUCGCUCUAUCAUCACGUAACACUUAUCUCACCCCUCCUGAGCGUGCUGUGGCGCCCGUCCUAUACCAAGCUCUGACCGCCGCAUCCAAACUCUGGGAUACAGGCACGGAUAUCAGCGGAGAGGAUAUCAUAUCGACCGCCACCUCAGUCAUCGCUGAUGAACAACGACGGAUAUCAAUCAAUGAACAAGGUGUGGAACUCAGACACGAUUACAUCGAGGUGUUCGAUCCCGAAACAUUUGAGCCGAUAAGAGGCAGUGUAAAUGUAUGGAAGCAGAAAAGAAGGGACAUGGGGCAAAGUACGGGGGCGGUGAUAGCUGGGGCUGUGUGGGUUGGGAGGACCAGAUUGAUAGAUAACCUUUUGUUAGGUUGGGAAGUAGAUUAG